Ilex paraguariensis (yerba mate) is the source of this 2914-nucleotide messenger RNA. The record is from the annotation of a GenBank genome assembly. NCBI's taxonomy places the organism in Eukaryota, Viridiplantae, Streptophyta, Magnoliopsida, Aquifoliales, Aquifoliaceae.
CCCCCCCCUCUCUCUCUCUCUCUCUCUCCUAUUUCGGUGACCCCUCCCCUCUUUUUCCCAAAGGGGUCGCCUUCACCCCUCUUCUGAAUUGAAUUUGAAACCACAGAAAUUCAGAAGAACUUGCAAAGAUGUCGACGGAGAUGGCACAGACAGACCCGGAGGGCGUGGACGUAGUCCGAAUGACUUGGAACGUCUGGCCUCGCACGAAAGUGGAGGCCAGCAAGUGCGUCAUCCCCAUCGCAGCCUCGAUCUCUCCGAUCCGCCCCAACCCUGACAUGCCCACGCUCCCUUACCACCCUCUCCGCUGCAAAACAUGCUCUGCCAUUCUCAACUCCUUUUGCCGAGUCGAUUUCUCAGCCCACAUAUGGAUCUGCCCCUUCUGCUUUCAACGCAACCAUUUCCCUCCCUCUUACUCCCAAAUCUCCGAAACCAACGUCCCUGCUGAACUCUACCCUCAAUUCUCCACCAUCGAAUACCAUAUUGAUGCUAGUGCCCAACCACAAUUGGUUUCAUCUCCGCCAGUUUUCGUGUUUGUCCUCGACACUUGUAUGAUCGAGGAGGAACUGGGUUUUGCGAAAUCAGCUUUGAAAAGGGCAAUUGGGUUGUUGCCGGACAAUGCCAUGGUGGGUUUCGUGUCGUUUGGGACCCAGGUUCAGGUUCAUGAACUGGGUUUCUCGGAUUUGUCCAAGGUUUAUGUUUUUCGGGGGUCGAAGGAAUUGUCCAAGGAUCAGGUUUUGGAUCAGUUGGGGCUCGGAACUAUGGCUGGACGCAGGACUGGUGGGCCAGGGCAGGGCUUUCAGAAGGGGCCACAAGCUGGAGUUCUGAAUUUGGGGGUUACCAGGUUCUUGUUGCCGGCUUCAGAAUGUGAAUAUACUCUCGUUUCGUUAUUGGAUGAGUUGAGUACGGAUCAAUGGCCAGUUCCGCCUGGUAAUAGGGCGUUACGGUGUACUGGAGUGGCAUUGAGUGUUGCAGCGGGGUUGGUUGGUGCUUGUUUGCCUGGUACUGGUGCUCGAAUUGUAGCUUUAGUUGGUGGUCCAUGCACGGAAGGGCCAGGCGCGAUUGUAUCAAAAGAUCUGUCAGAUCCAGUUCGCUCCCACAAAGAUCUAGAUAAGGAUGCAGCACCAUAUUUUAAAAAAGCAGUCCAAUUUUAUGAGGAACUUGCGAAGCAGCUGGUCAGCCAGGGUCACGUGCUGGACCUUUUCGCUUCUGCCCUUGAUCAGGUUGGGGUUGCAGAGAUGAAGGUUGUAAUUGAAAGAACAGGUGGCCUUGUGGUUCUAGCUGAAAGUUUUGGUCAUGCUGUUUUUAAAGACUCAUUCAAGCAUGUUUUUGAAGUAGGAGAACAGUCACUGGGCCUAUCCUUCAAUGGCACACUUGAGAUCAACUGUUCAAAGGAUAUUAAAGUUCAAGGGAUUAUUGGACCUUGCACGUCUUUGGAGAAGAAAGGACCUGCUGUCGCCAACACAGUUAUUGGACAGGGCAAUACUACAUCUUGGAAGAUGUGUGGCCUUGACAAAAGUACUUGCUUGACUGUUUUCUUUGAUAUUUCAUCCAGUGAAAAGUCAGAGCCCUCAGGAAAUUUAAAUCCACAGUUGUAUAUACAGUUUCUUACUAGUUACCAGAGCCCUGAUGGUCAAACAAGACUGCGAGUUACAACCAUUACUAGAAGGUGGAUAGAUAGUGCUGUUGGCUCAGAGGAAUUGGUACAAGGAUUUGAUCAAGAAGCAGCUGCCGUAGUAAUGGCUAGGUUGACUUCUUAUAAAAUGGAGAUGGAGGAAGGAUUUGAUGCCACAAGGUGGUUAGAUCGGAAUCUUAUUCGCCUCUGUUCCAAAUUUGGCGACUAUCGGAAGGAUGACCCAACCUCAUUUACAUUAAAUCCCAGUUUUUCGCUGUUUCCUCAGUUUAUGUUUAACCUGCGGCGAUCACAAUUUGUGCAGGUGUUUAACAACAGUCCAGAUGAGACCGCCUAUUUCCGCAUACUGUUGAACCGUGAAAAUGUAAUUAAUGCAGCAGUCAUGAUUCAACCAUCACUUAUGUCAUAUUCCUUCAAUUCGUUGCCUGCACCGGCUUUGCUGGAUGUGGCAUCCAUUGCAGCUGAUCGUAUCCUCUUAUUGGAUUCGUAUGUCAGCGUAGUUAUUUUCCAUGGAAUGACAAUAGCUCAGUGGAGAAACAUGGGCUACCAGAACCAGCCUGAACACCAGGCAUUUGCACAGUUAUUGCAAGCUCCACAUGACGAUGCCCAAAUGAUAAUCCGCGACCGGUUCCCUGGUCCAAGAUUGGUCGUGUGUGAUCAGCAUGGCUCCCAGGCAAGAUUCCUUUUGGCAAAGUUGAACCCGUCAGCCACGUACAAUAAUGCUCAUGAGAUGGCUGCUGGAUCGGAUGUGAUCUUUACUGAUGAUGUGAGUCUUCAAGUGUUCUUCGAGCAUCUUCAGAGGUUGGCUGUGCAAUCUUCUUGAGACCACAGAACAUUGGGACUUGGCAAUCGAGGUAUGCUUUCUUGGUAUUGUGAAAAUCCCGCUGUUUGCGUUCUCAUCCCCUUUUUGCUAGCCUCUUAUCCCUUUGGAUCUGUACCUUUCUUUCCAUCAUUCAUGGGAUAAGAGGUCAGACCCUAUAUUUUACUUGAACAAUAGGGAAAUCAUUCUUUGGGUUGUGGGGAGAUAUUUGUUUCCAUUUGAAAAUAAGAGACGAGGUUGGGAGUUUUAAUUUAUAUAUAUAUAUGCAAAGAAAGGAUGAGAAUAUAAGUUGAAGAGCCACCCCUGCUUUAGCAGCAGGAUCAGUCAGAAUGACAUUCUCAGUUUUUGUAAGUUACCCCCCAGGUCACAAGUUUAUAGUUUGUUUUUUGUAUUGAAUUUGAGGUUAUAUAGUUGGAGUGAAGGCUCCUUUGUUGAGAAGUUCAUGAAAUUCUUGUUUUUGUUCA